GUCGCAUCAUCUCCAUGCAAUGGUCAAGGUCCAUGGUCGGCUUGCAGGGUCACGGUUACGGAGUGCUGCGAGCGAGUGCGACUAUGAUUUUAAGCCUCAAGCCUCAAGCCUCCUGACCCUUGAGCCUUAAAGCUAUCACAUACAUCCUCAACCCCCCAAGCCCCUGCCUACUGCACGAACUAGACUGCCACUUCAGAUUGACUUCGGACGACAUACCACCAAACCCGCUCCCUGCCAAGCCGGUACUCAUCAAUGCGCCUUUCACCAUUCGCUUGAUCUUGACCAGCUGUAGACUUGAUCGCGUUCCUUCCGCUUCCAUCACAUCAUACCGCAGUCAUGUCGACAACGCCCGCUCCGCCUGAGGACCAGGCACGACUGCUCGAGGAUGCCUUGAUAGCCGUGCGCCAGCAGACAGUCCUCAUGCGCAAAUGUCUCGAUCAAUCGGGGAAGCUCAUGGACGCCCUCAAGUGCUGCUCUACUCUCGUAUCAGAGCUCCGAACCAGCAGCCUGGGCCCCAAGCAGUACUACGAGCUAUACAUGGCCGUCUUCGACGCCUUGCGAUACCUCUCCGUUCAUCUCCGAGAGAACCACCCACACAACCACCUCGCCGAUCUCUACGAGCUCGUCCAAUACGCCGGCAAUAUCAUUCCCCGCAUGUACCUCAUGAUCACCGUCGGCACCGCCUACAUGUCCAUACCCGAGGCGCCUGUCAAAGAGCUCAUGAAGGACAUGAUGGAUAUGAGCAGAGGUGUCCAACAUCCCAUACGAGGCCUGUUCCUCCGAUACUACCUUUCCGGCCAGGCCAGAGACUACCUUCCGACCGGCGACGGUGAUGGGCCCGAGGGAAACCUCCAGGACUCCAUCAACUUCGUGCUCACCAACUUCGUCGAGAUGAACAAGCUUUGGGUGCGGUUGCAACACCAGGGCCACUCGCGCGAUCGGGAGCAGCGCACACGCGAGCGCAAAGAGCUGCAGCUCUUGGUCGGCAGCAACAUCGUGCGCCUGAGCCAAUUGGUAGACUUGGAGGCAUACACCAAUGGCAUCUUGGCGCCACUGCUCGAGCAGGUCGUCCAAUGUCGCGAUGUCUUGGCCCAAGAGUAUCUCCUCGAGAUUAUUACCCAGGUCUUCCCCGACGAAUUCCACCUGCACACCUUGGACCAGUUCCUUGCCGCCGUGUCUCGACUGAACCCCCAUGUCAAUGUUAAAGCCAUCGUAAUCGGCUUGAUGGAUAGACUGUCGGCAUAUGCUGAACGAGAGUCCCAAGUCGAAGGCAGUGACGACCGGGGCAAAUUGGAAGAGGACGCUCUGGCAGAUCUCUUGGAGAAGGUACGACUAGGAAAGGAGCAGCAGGAGGCAAAACCAGACGCUGCCGAGUCCUCGGAAAAUGCGAACAGCAAUGGCGACGGCGACGGCAAGGGCGACGAGGAUGAGCACAGAAAUGGAGCCACGGAAGAAACACCAGCCGAUGAAGGCGCCGAAUCUGUUACCGAAGCUGAACCCUCUAUCGCCGAGACGGAAACCACUGCGGUAGACGCAGAAGGUGAACAACCAGACGAGUCACUCAAGAAGGAACGCGGCAUUCCCAAAGACGUCAAGCUGUACGAGAUCUUCUUUGACCAAGUCAACAACCUCGUUGCAGCGCAGCACCUGGCCAUCCAAGAUACAAUCGCAUUACUGGUAUCCCUUACAAAUCUGGCUCUGAACAUCUACCCCAACAGACUGGACUAUGUCGACCAGAUUCUCGAUUAUGCGAACCGGAAGGUGCGGGAACACGCAAAUAGCGCCGACUUGCACUCGCCGCCAGCACAGCAAAGCUUGCUGGCACUCCUACAAGCACCACUCAAGAGAUACGUCUCCAUCUUUACAGCAUUGUCGCUUCCAACAUAUGUAUCCCUUUUUCAGUCACAGACUUAUCCGACGCGGAGAGCUGUCGCUGGCGAAGUUGCCAGGACUCUCCUUCGAGAGCACACAUUAAUAACUACCCCCACACAACUGGAAAACGUCCUCGAGGUCCUCAAAGUCCUUAUCAAGGAAGGAUCUCAACCUCCUGCCGGUUAUCCCGGCGGCCCACAAAGGCGAGUAGUAGAGACGGACGAAACAAUCGAGGAGCAAGGUUGGCUCGCACGACUUGUCCAUCUCCUCCAAAGCGACAACAACGAUACCCAGUUCAAGUUGUUGCAAAUGAUUCGCAAAGCAUACGGCGAAGGUGCUGAGCGCAUUCGGACAACCACCCCACCAAUUAUCACCUCUGGCAUGAAGCUCGCUAGACGUUUCAAGUCUCGCGAGCACUACGACGAUAAUUGGGAAACACAAUCCUCCGCAUUGUUCAAGUUCAUGCACUCAGCCAUCUCUGGUCUAUAUGCUCGUGUCAAUGGCUCUGGAACUGCCGAGCUCGCCUUGCGACUGUUCAGCGCUUGUGGUCAAACCGCUGACAUGACUGGCUUUGAGGAGGUUGCGUAUGAAUUCUUUGCCCAGGCAUUUACAGUAUAUGAAGAGGCUGUUAGCGACUCCAAGGCUCAGUUCCAAGCCGUUUGUGUAAUUGCCAGUGCCCUCCACCAGACGCGCAACUUCGGCAGGGAAAAUUACGACACGCUUAUUACAAAGUGCGCUCUUCACGGUAGCAAGUUACUGCGCAAGCCCGAUCAGUGUCGGGCGGUCUACCUGGCAAGUCACUUGUGGUGGGCAACCCCUAUCGCAGCUGCACAGGAAUCCGAGGAGAAUUUGUACCGCGAUGGCAAGCGUGUUCUCGAGUGUCUUCAAAGAGCGCUUCGGGUCGCCGAUAGCUGUAUGGAGCAGGCGACCUCGAUCGAGCUGUUCGUCGAAAUCCUGGAUCGUUAUGCCUACUACUUUGAACAGCAAAACGAAUCGGUUACGACCAAGUACUUGAAUGGUCUUAUCGAACUUAUCCACUCUAAUUUAAGUACCAACCAACAAGACUCUGCAAGUGUUGAAAGCAGUAAGAAGCACUUCAAGCAGACAUUGGAGAAUAUCGCUAGUAGGGGCUGGGAAGGGGUCGUGCUCUAUCCGCAAAAGUGAGGUGACCCUGGUUUGAGAAAGUGAAACUGAGCGACAGGAAAGUGCGACUAGUCUGCGGUGCUAAGAGAAAAGGGCGUUCAUGAGAUCGCACACUGCAUACCCAACCACCAUUGCACGCAAGGGAACAAGAGAUUGGAGACAAAGAGGUGUAUGAGAUUUUGCACCAGAUCGAAUUAGCGGUAUUGGGCAGAUGAAACGAAUAAUUGUACAUACUUUGUAACAAGCCUGUUGCCAACACGAGAGAUGUAUACCAUGAGUCGCACGACUUGAAAUGUAUAUCAUACUGUAUGGUCUGUUCAUCCGCCCAGGGCGGCUAGGUGAUAGCCUUCUUAGCAUCUUUCGAUGCUUCAUUAACAAUCUUAGUUUCCUAGCG
Messenger RNA from Truncatella angustata, 3409 nucleotides. Its product is annotated as vacuolar protein sorting-associated protein. Gene Ontology annotation, biological process: retrograde transport, endosome to Golgi; intracellular protein transport. The record is from RefSeq and is a predicted model, not a curated record. NCBI's taxonomy places the organism in Eukaryota, Fungi, Ascomycota, Sordariomycetes, Amphisphaeriales, Sporocadaceae. Bases 337 to 3036 code for a protein of 899 amino acids. The transcript has 5 exons. Gene Ontology annotation, cellular component: retromer complex; retromer, cargo-selective complex; late endosome.